Molecule: messenger RNA, 3668 nt
Organism: Durusdinium trenchii
Lineage: Eukaryota; Dinophyceae; Suessiales; Symbiodiniaceae
Source: the annotation of a GenBank genome assembly
UCCGCACGACCGAAGCUCCCACGCUGAAGCCCUGGCGCCGGAGCGACCGAGCCGACGAUGAAGCAUCGCUUUGACCUCUAUGUGAGAUACACCGUUGAAAUUGACUUGCCCAAUCCCAUCAAUACGCUGGAAGGUCUUAACGGUGUGGCGAAUCGCGAGUUCUUCUACAUCCUCCGUGAGAUGACGAAGCUGAAGAUCUUUGGCUGUGGUGCUGCUCCCUCUGGGGGCUGGAGUGGACACAUCAUCUCGCAGCUGCGCAGCGACCAGGAUCUUCAGCAGUAUUUGUCGAGCAAUCUUCCAGCCGAGGGCCCCGUCUACGAGUUGCACUUACCUGACGGCACGGAUGCAGGCGCGUGGUAUCAGAACAAUAUCUCCAGCUAUCAGAAUCACAUCCAGAACCUUCAGGACCAAGUGAAUUCGUUGAGACAACAAGGGCAAGGUCUCCAACAAGGCUUCAUGCUGUUGCAACAAGUGGCCCCUGUCCAGGAUGACCAGGUCUACAGUAUCGUGCAGAAGUACGGCCAGGGGGUGAAUCCUGCCGUGACGGCCAUGACCGGAAACCCGGACGACCUCUUUUCGAACCAGCAAGGCAUUCGGGUGCUCUCCUAUUGGGGCUCGGAACCUGCGCGGAUGCAAGACGUCUACCAGACGGGUGGCUUCCCGCCCGUGAUCCAAGCCAUGCAGCACUUUCAGGAUGAUCCUGGUGUUGGUCGAUAUGGCGUCCAGUUUCUCUCGCAUGCGGCCAAUCAAAGCUCGCAAUAUAUUCAUGAACUCCAUCAUCUUGGAACUGUUCCAAUUGUCAUCCAGCAAAUGAACCAGUUCCCACAGGAUGUUUCUCUGCAGCAAUAUGGCUGUCAAUAUCUUUGCUCCAUGGCUCAGAUGCCUGACAUUCGCGACGAGAUUGUCAAGGAGGGUGGCGUUCGCCCGCUGAUCUCGGCCAUGAACAACUAUCCCCAGGACCCGAUGGUCCAUCGCUACGCCUUGUCAGCGCUGUCGCCCUUGGCCUACAUCGACGACUACGCCUCGCAAAUCAUUGGUGCCGGAGGCGUCACUGCUGUCAAGAACACCUUGCAGUAUCACUCCGCCGACCCGCAAGUGGCCAUUAGUGCUUUGGGCAUGAUCAAUGAAUUGGCGAAGCAUGAAGGAUGUAAGGACUCACUGGUGAAUGCUGGCAUCAUUCCCAUUCUCUUGCAAGUGAUGCAGGUGCAUGCAGGCAAUCCCCACGUUCAGGCUUUGGGUUUAAAGUGCUUGGCAACGCUUUGUGCGAACAAUACGGCAAUUCAGACUGGGCUCUACCAGGCACAUGGUAUUCCCGCCAUUCUGAAUGCCAUCCGUUCUGCAGCUGAUACCAGGGCCACAGACGAAGCGACUGUCGGGUUGAUCACGGAAGGCAUGAAUCUGUUGGCAGCGAUUGCCACCAAUCAAGAAUGCCGCCCGCUGAUUAUGCAGCAUGGUGGUCUUGAGAUUACGUUGCAAGUGAUGCGCUUUUACAUCGACUUUCCUCUCAUCCAGGAGCACUGCCUCCGAAUUCUAUCGGGCUUGACGCUAUGGCCCGAAGCCGCUGCGAAGCUGUUGCAUGCAGGCUACAUCGAUUGUAUCAUUGCGGCCAUGGUGAAGUACCAUGAACAUCAGGGUGUUCAAAUGAGUGGUGCCUAUGCACUGGGCAUGGUGGCGGGUGGAGAUGAUGCCAAAGCGGCGGUGAUCAGUGCCAAAGGCAUUGAGGCCUUGGUCGCGGCGAUGUAUUGGCACCCCACAGAUCAGCACGUGAACGAGCAGGCCUCUGCGGCGCUGUCCAUUCUUUGCGAGUCAGAUCGAGGUAAAUCCAUCUUGGCACAGACCCUCGUGGAUGACCAGAGCUCUGCAGAGAUCAUCGCCACCUCCAUGAGGGGUCUUUACCACGUCGCUAACACCCUCAAACAGAUUGCGAAACUGGUGGCCAUUGCUGGCUUGGAUGAAACCAUGAAAGAUGGCUUAUUGAAGGCCUUCAUUCUCAACGGCCUGGUGCAGUCCUUGGAAAGUCACACGCAGGACCAAGGCGUGGCCUUCUACGUGCUGAAGGCCAUUGUGACCUUGGCCUAUCCAUAUCCACCGCCUCAGAUGCUCACCUUGUGCGGUACCUUAUUGGAUUUGGUCAUCGCCAUCAUGAAGCUCUUCCCGCAGGAAGCGAGGAUCCAGGAGUCUGGCUGUGAGGUUCUAUCUGUUCUUGCCAGACUGGAAGAAAUGCAAGAGCCCAUCAUCUCCAAGGGUGGCAUCAGCUUGAUUUGUACCGCCCUGAAGGCCUUCCAAGCGGAUACGGGCAUCCAGCGCAAGGGUUGCAGGGCCUUUGCCAACCUGGGAGAAUUUCAAGUCUCUCGCGAAGCCAUCCGCCGUGAAGGAGGCAUCGAGCUCAUCAUCUAUGGCAUGAAGUAUCACGUCUCUCAUCCGGAAGUUGGAGAACAAGGCUGUGCGGCUUUGGCGAACUUGGCCUUGGAUGAAGGGAACCGCAGCCACAUCGCGCAGAAUGAAGGCGUCAAUGCCGUCUUGGCCGGGCUUCGCUUGCAUCAAAACCAUCCGGGCAUCCAAGCCUUUGGCUUGGGCGCUCUGGGGAACUUGGCCACAGCCGAAGACAAUUGUGCGGUGAUCCUCAAAGCAGGAGCCAUUGAUAUGGUGAUGAACGCCAUGAACGCCUGGAAGGAUGAGGCUCGGGUGCAGCACUUCGCGUGUUUGGCCCUGAGCAACUUCGCGCAUGACGAUGCCAACAAAGUGGCCAUCGGUCGGGCAGGUGGCAACCGAAUGAUCAUCUCUUCAAUGCAAAAGCAUUCAGACCAUGCAGGUGUGCAAGAACAAGCCUGUGGCGCACUAGCCAACCUGGGUGUUCAUCAACAGAACAUGGUGGAGAUCGCUCAACUGAGUGGCAUUGAACUGGUGAUUGCAUCCUUGAAGAGGUUUCCCACAGAACCGGGUGUGCAAGAGAAUGGCUGCUUCGCGCUGUCGAAGUUUCUCACCAUGCCCAACGAAUCCUAUCGUCAGCGCAUGAAAGCCGCCGAUGCGGAGGCUGCCUUAGAAGUGAUCAAGACUUCGAAGCCCUCUUUCGAUGUGAAGAUUUGUUGCAACGUGCUCCUGCGGCGACUGGCUGAAGAAGCGCCACAGAGCGCGAGUGGCGCAGUGAGUGGCGCUGUGUUGGGGCAGGGUGUUCCGGCGGGCGUUCCGAUGGGUAUCCCCAUGAGCGGGCCUGGAGCGGGCGCUAUGCCUGGAGGACCUGGUCCACCAGGCGGCGCCAGCUCAUUCGGGUUGGGGCCGGCCACAGGUGGAGGGAUGUCGAUGCAACAGCAGCAGAUGUCCAUGCAACAGCAGCAGAUGGCGAUGCAACAGCAGCAAAUGGCGAUGCAGCAACAGAUGCAAGGCUAUUGGAAAGGUGGGCCACCAGGACCAGGACCUCCUGGCAUGGGCAUGGGUCCCAAAGGCAAAGGAAAGCCUGGUUUGGGCCCCAAAGGCAUGAAAGGCUACGGGAAGAUGUGAGCUACCGGCGAAUCGGCUACGAUCUGAGUCCUCAGGACUCAGCAGUUGCGCGUUUCGCCAGCGAAGUCAAACAUCUUGAGAUCUCAAGAGAGUCUACUGCAGGCUUUUCUUUGUAGAGCUACGGUGAUGCGCUGAAGUGUGGCGCCCAUGGAUUCAUUGCAUUCGAAGAG